Nelumbo nucifera (sacred lotus) is the source of this 3218-nucleotide messenger RNA. Its product is annotated as LRR receptor-like serine/threonine-protein kinase EFR. Gene Ontology annotation, biological process: protein phosphorylation. Gene Ontology annotation, molecular function: ATP binding; protein binding; protein kinase activity. NCBI's taxonomy places the organism in Eukaryota, Viridiplantae, Streptophyta, Magnoliopsida, Proteales, Nelumbonaceae. The record is from RefSeq and is a predicted model, not a curated record.
GCAGCAACUACCAUCUCAAUAACCUAGCUUUGUUAUUCUCGAAGUCCCAAUGAAGCUCCAGCUUCCAUUAAUGAUUUCAACAAUCCUAUUUAAGUCAUCUACUGUGUAUGUCAUUCUUGCCUUGUUUACAAACUUCGUAGUUUCAGAGUGUUCCACUUCCACCAUAGCCACCUUAGGAAACCAGAGAGACAAGCAAGCUUUGCUUGAGUUCAAGCAUCAGACAACAGAUCCCAAGGGAGUACUGAGUUCAUGGAACGACUCCCUCCAUUUCUGUCAGUGGCGAGGGGUCACAUGUGGUCGCCGGCAUCAGCGAGUUGUCAUAUUGAAUCUAGAGGGCCACCACUUGACUGGAACCAUAUCUCCUCAUAUAGGUAAUCUCACAUUUCUUCGUUACAUCUAUCUCCAAAACAAUAGCUUAUACGGUUCAAUCCCCCAGGAGCUCGGCCGUUUGUUCCGUCUGCGGUAUAUCAGUCUAUCCAACAACACUCUGGGAGGAGAAAUUCCCAGCAAUCUGUCACAGUGCAGCAAUCUUAGAGUGCUGAGGUUACUGAAUAACAAUCUGAGUGGAAAUAUUCCAAUUGAACUGGGAUUUCUGCCCAAGCUUUUUCAUAUCAACCUUAGCAAAAACCAGUUGACAGGACGAAUCCCAGCUUCCUUUGGCAACCUCUCAUCACUUGAAGAUCUAUUUCUUUCAUAUAAUCGCUUAGAAGGAAGCAUCCCAGAAGAACUAGGCCACUUGACAAGCUUAACAAGUCUAGUAGUUGGUGCAAACAAUUUGUCUGGUGUGUUCCCCUACUCACUGUACAACCUUUCAUAUCUCAGUGUCAUAAGCAUUCCAUUCAAUCAAAUCCAUGGGAGAUUUCCAGUGGACAUGGGUCUUAGGCUUCCAAGCCUCAGACAAAUCCAGGUUGCAUAUACCCUUUUCACUGGACAAAUCCCAGCUUCUCUGACCAAUAUUUCAGGACUCGAAAUAUUUACUGUCACCGGUAACAGCUUCGUUGGACCAAUUCCUCAGAACUUUGGUGCUCUGCAGAAUCUUUGGUUGUUUGCAAUUGCUAAUAAUCGAUUCGGAACAGGGAAAGCUGACGAUUUGAGUUUCCUCUCUUCUUUGACAAACUGUAGUAGCUUAGAGGUUUUAGACAUAUCCACUAAUGGGUUUGGAGGUACAUUUCCAAGCUCUAUAACCAACCUCUCAACCACACUUGAAUAUCUGUAUCUGGGAAGAAACCAAAUAUCUGGAACCAUUCCUCUGGGGAUUGAAAACCUUAUCAACUUAACUUUACUGUCCAUGGGGGAAAACUUAUUAUCAGGCACUAUUCCAUCUAGUAUUGAAAAACUUGAGAAGCUGCAAGCAUUGGACAUGCAUGGCAACAGACUCUCUGGAGAGAUACCAUCCUCCUUGGGCAAUCUCACAUUUUUGUAUGAACUUUUCUUAAACCAGAAUGAACUGAUUGGAAGCAUUCCUUCUAGCUUUGGAAAUUGCAAAUCUUUAAAACAAGUAGAUCUUGGUUCUAACAAUCUUUCUGGCCCCAUUCCAAGAGAAGUCUUUGGUCUUUCUUCCCUAUCCUACUACCUCGAUCAUAAUUCUCUAUCUGGUUCCUUGCCGUCUGAGGUGGGUAACUUGCAGAGUAUCUUGGUAUUGGACUUCUCUGCAAACAAAAUGUCUGGUGAAAUCCCUUCAACAAUUGGUGAUUGUCUGAGUUUGGAAGACCUAUAUAUGAACAAUAACUUGUUUGAUGGAACAAUUCCUACAUCUCUAAGUUCAUUAAAGGAUAUUGAAGAGAUUGAUCUUUCACACAACAAUCUAUCAGGCCAAAUUCCGAAGAAUCUGAUCGAACUUGGGGGUUUGCAGAGUCUGGAUCUGUCUUUCAACAAUCUAGAGGGUGAGGUACCAACCAAAGGAGUAUUUAGAAAUUCAAGUGCAAUUUCAUUGCAAGGAAACAAUAAGCUUUGUGGGGGAAUUCCUGUACUACACUUGCCCAUCUGCUCCACUCACAAGAAAAGAAAGAAGUCUGCCAUGUCCAAAGUAUUAAUUGCCAUAAUUGUUAGUUUUCCCUGUUUUCUGUUGAUUUGCUGUCUGCUUGCUCUCUAUUGGAUAAGAAAAUCUAGAGCAAAACCUUCAUCAACAUCUCCAUCAGUGGGCGACCAAUAUCCAAAAGUUUCUUACAAAGAGCUCCUUCGAGCUACUGGUGAAUUCUCUGAAGCUAAUUUGAUUGGUUCGGGUAGCUUUGGCUUUGUAUACAAAGGAAUUCUUAGUCAAGAUGGAAAAGUUGUUGCAGUGAAGGUGCUCAACCUUCAACACCCAAAAGCUUCAAAGAGCUUCAUCGCUGAAUGCAAUGCACUGAGGAGCAUUCGCCAUCGGAACCUUGUCCGGAUCUUAACUUCAUGCUCGAGUCUGGAUUCCAAGGGCAAUGAUUUCAAAGCUUUGGUAUAUGAAUUCAUGCCCAACGGGAGCUUGGAGAAGUGGUUGCAUCCAAACAGGGAUGACCUUGAGAAUGAAGCCUGCAGAAACUUGAACAUUCUUCAGAGGCUUAACAUUGCGAUAGAUGUGGCAUCUGCUUUGGAUUAUCUUCAUCAUCAUUGCCAAACGCCAAUUGUUCAUUGUGACUUGAAGCCAAGUAAUGUUCUUCUGGACAAAGAUAUGACUGCUCAUGUUGGUGAUUUUGGUCUAGCGAGGCUACUUUUACAGGCCACAAAGGACUCUUCCCGGAAUCAGACCAGCUCAUUUGGAUUAAAAGGAACCAUUGGCUAUGCAGCUCCAGAAUAUGGUACAAAUGGUGAGGUAUCAACUUAUGGAGAUGUCUACAGCUAUGGAAUCCUUUUACUAGAGAUGUUCACAGGAAAAAGACCCACACAUGAGAUGUUCAAAGAUGAUUUAAACCUCCAUAAAUUUGCAAAAAUGGCUUUGCCUGAACAAGUGAUGGAGAUUUUAGACCCAAUGCUCCAAGAAGAAGAAGAUGAAACAAAUGAGGAAGGUAGAAUCAACUUUGAGGAUCUGAGUCGCAAAAAGGAGACAAUGCAAGAGUUUAUGACUUCAUUAAUAAGAAUCGGAGUCGAAUGCUCAGCAGAACAGCCUAGAGAACGAAUUGACACGAGCCAUGUUGUUAGAGAAUUGAAUUUGAUCAGAGAAAAGUUUCUCGGCAUUGGAGUUGGGGUUCACCAAGCAAGAUGAAGGAAUAUUAACACCAGGUUCCGUUAUAAUUACAUUGUUUUUGUUG